GCCAGCCGCCAGUAGGGUGCAAGCGCCGAGCCGGGACAGCAGGUCUUCACCUAACGCUGCGUCGCUCUUGUUGCAGAUACGGCCAGGAGACCCCGGUGACGGCCGGCGUCCUUCCUCCGCUCGCAGCCCGUAGCGCCCAGCAGCUGCCGUGGAAAAUGACAUGGUCCUCGCAGCUCGGAAGGGACUCUCGUGAAUUCUGCUGACAUCGGAGAGCCUUCUUGUCGCGGCAUAUCUCUGCGGGCCUUCACGUAACGAGCCGUUUUGUUGUCGCUGUUGCUCCUCAGGCGAAAAGGCAGCCAUUUAUAUUUUUUUGUGUUUUGUUAAUCAUUUUCGGGCAAAAAUGAAACAACGGAAGCUGCCACUUUGAAUAGUUCCGGACUCAGAGCCAGUUCUUCCAGUAUUUUGUUGCUAGCGAGGGGAAGUGUCUUUUAUCCCCAGGCGUAGAGCGCAGAGACAGUUUAUUUCGGCUGCACUGCGUUGACGUAUCGCGGACUGUUAUCUGAGGAGGAUAGAGAAACUGGAUAGAGACAUUCCCGUGCGGGAUUUUGUUUGGUUCUUCCAAGUUCCUACCGCGCUCAGAAGCGGCAUGACUAAGUACAAGAUCCGGACUGGUGCGGCCCCUUUCGGCCGCUGCACCGACGACGACCCGGCCGCCGUGGGCAGCCAGGUGACUCUGACGUCUUUCCUAUCGGCGGACGGCGGCGACGAACCUCUACCCUCGCGGACUGCAACGCCCGACGCCGUGCGGCUCGCCGACCUGUCGCCGCCGCCGCUCACCUGCAGCACCUUUAACAACAACAACAACCUCGUAAACAACAAUAACAGCAUCAGCAACAACAACAACAACGUGCAGCUCAACAACCUCUACAACGGUCCUGCGUGGACGGGUGCGCUCAGCCUGAGCAACGGCGGCAGCGUGUCCGUGGCCAUCGCGGAUGAAACGCUCCCUCCGAAGCAGGGCGCCGCAGGGCCUCCGUCGCCGGCCGGCCCGGGCGGGGGCGGCGCUGCCCCCGGGGGUGGCAGCGGUGGCAGUGGGAGGCGGCGAGGCCGCGCCGUGCUGCGGUGGGCGGCGCAGCGCGCGCGCCGCGGCUGCACCCGCAAGCUGCUGCUGCGGCGGGUGCCCAUCCUGGCGUGGCUGCCGCAGUACACGCUGGCCAAGGGCGUGGCCGACCUGGUGGCCGGCUUCACCGUCGGCCUCACCGUCAUCCCGCAGGCCAUCGCCUACGCCAGCGUCGCCGGCCUGCCGCCGCAGUAUGGGCUGUAUUCUUCAUUCAUGGCAUGCUUUAUCUACACAAUCUUUGGUAGCUGCAAAGACAGCCCUGUUGGACCUACUGCAAUAGCUGCUAUCUUGACCAGGGAAAACCUGCAAGGCCUGGGACCACCAUUUGCAGUGCUCCUAUGUUUCCUCAGUGGCUGUGUUGAGUUACUCAUGGGUAUACUGCAAUUAGGUUUCCUUAUUGACUUCAUAUCUGGACCUGUGUCAGUUGGAUUCACAUCAGCUGCGGCCAUCAUAAUUGCUACAACACAAGUAAAGGAUGUACUUGGCCUGAAGUUCUCUGGAAGUGAGUUCCUUGAAGUGUGGCGCAAAUUAUUUGAGCAUAUAACAGAAACAAGAAAGUGGGAUGCUAUACUUGGAUUUGCUUGUAUGGCUGUCCUGUUGCUUCUUCGAAAAGUGAAAGACAUUCCUGUUGGUCCUGCUGAUCCAAAGGAAAAAACAAAAAUUCAGAAAAUUCUUGGUCAACUCCUUUGGUUUGUUUCAACUACAAGAAAUAUUAUUGUUGUUGUCGUAUGUGCUGUAAUGGCAUACAUGUUCAAAGAGCAUGGGGAGGAGCCAUUUAUUCUUACAGGAGAAAUCAAAGGUGGCCUCCCAGAAUUCACUUUUCCACCAUUUUCUGCUGAAGUGAACAACCAGACAUACACAUUUUUGAACAUGGUUUCUAACCUAAGUUCUGCUACAUUUGUUGUUCCAUUGCUGGCCAUUCUGGAAAACAUAGCUCUGGCUAAAGUAUUUUCUGAAGGUAAACCAGUAGAUGCUACACAAGAAAUGAUUGCUCUGGGCGUGUGCAACAUCAUGUCUUCAUUUGUGGGUUCUAUGCCUGUAUCUGGAGCAUUGUCUCGUGGAGCUGUAAAUCAUGCAAGUGGAGUCGCCACUACGUUUGGUGGCAUUUACACAGGAAUUAUUGUGAUACUCUCUCUUCAUUUAUUCACACCAUACUUUGCGUACAUCCCAAAAGCAUCUCUUGCGGCAGUUAUUAUUGCUGCUGUUGUGUUCAUGGUAGAAUUCCAUGUGGUGAAGCCUAUGUGGAGAACAAAAAAAAUAGACCUGAUCCCUGCAUGUGCAACAUUUUUGUCAUGCCUUUUCUACCGCUUGGAACUGGGCAUUGUAGUUGGCAUUGGAAUUAAUGUUGUUUUCCUAUUAUAUGCCUCUGCAAGGCCAUCAGUCAAGGUGGAAAAAUUUGUGAGUUCAUCAGGAUGUGAAUAUCUACUAAUUACUCCUGACAGAAGCUUAGUAUUCCCAUCUGUUGAAUAUGUACGAAAUGUGGUUUCAAAAGCAGGCAUUAAACAGGGAUCAAGCUCAAUUCCAGUUGUUAUUGACAGUCGACAUAUUCAAGCUGUUGACUUUACGGCAGCUAAGGGUAUCAAGUCUUUGAUUGAAGACUUCUACAAACGAAAUCAACCAAUACUCUUUUACAACCUAAAACCAAGUGUGGUAGAAAUUUUCCAGGGAGUGCAACCCAAAGAUCUUAAGCAUUGUAGCAAUGAAGCAGAGUUGAAUGAAAUGCUGAAAGCAUAUGCAAACCAAACACAAGGACACCAACAGCAGAUGACUCUCAGGAUUUGAAAUCGCAGUAUUCACCAUUUGUCAGAGUUGGGAUUUUGUGAUCAACCCAAUGUUUCUUCAGUGUCCUAGAACUAGAAAUAUUUGAAUUAAUUACAGAAACAUAAGGUUCAGUGAUGCUAAAGCUGGUGUGUUCUGUGAACUACACAUAAGCGUUAUUAUUGAAGAAUGAACUGUGGCUUCAGAUUGGCUUGAAUAUUCAUGCAACAAAACAGUAUUGAAUUCCUAUUUGUGUGUGUGUGUGUGUGUGUGUGUGUGAGCACCUAAGUGUGCGUGCAUGACCAUUUGUAGUAUUAUACAUACAAUUUAUACUACACAUCUCCUGCAUUCCUGUAAAUGGAGAUGUAAUAAUUGUAAAAAUAUUGUUGUACAAUCAAUGUGUAAUAUUAAUUUAUAAAAAGUCAAACAAAGAACAAUAUUGCACUAUUGUGUAUAUAGAUAAGCAUAUUUAUAAAUGUCUCUCAUCAACCAAAGAAACUUUUUUCCUUUUUUAUAGAGAGUUGGAGAAAAGAUAUAGAUUAAAUUCGAGAUUUUCAUUUUGUGUUGAUGCCAUUAUUAUACUUAACUUUCCAUUCCUAUAUUCCUUUUGUCUCCUGUCCCAUUUUCACACCAACUGAAGCUCAGAUGCUUCAAAGUAUCAGAUAUAACUGUUUGUUAUAAUCACUCUGUUUUGC
Molecule: messenger RNA, 3513 nt
Organism: Schistocerca piceifrons (Central American locust)
Lineage: Eukaryota; Metazoa; Arthropoda; Insecta; Orthoptera; Acrididae
Product: sodium-independent sulfate anion transporter-like
Exons: 12
Coding region: 587-2842 (751 amino acids)
Biological process (GO): transmembrane transport
Cellular component (GO): membrane
Molecular function (GO): sulfate transmembrane transporter activity
Source: RefSeq, a predicted model, not a curated record